Molecule: messenger RNA, 2880 nt
Organism: Octopus bimaculoides (California two-spot octopus)
Lineage: Eukaryota; Metazoa; Mollusca; Cephalopoda; Octopoda; Octopodidae
Product: dynein light chain Tctex-type 4
Biological process (GO): microtubule-based movement
Cellular component (GO): cytoplasmic dynein complex; cytoplasm
Molecular function (GO): dynein intermediate chain binding
Source: RefSeq, a predicted model, not a curated record
UCAAUAUAUUUUGAAUUUAACACUAUAUAUUUUUAAUUUUGUUCCAUUUUGCGUAAUGCAUUUUAAAUUUUGCAUCAAGUGUUCUUAGUUUUGUUCUGUUUUUUGUUUUAAAUAUUGCACAACAUAUAUUUAAUUUUUGUAAUACAUAUUUUUAAUUUUGCCUUUUAAUUUUUAAUUUCACAUUGUACAUUUUGAAUUUUGUUCUAUAUAUUUUCAUAAAUUUGUUCGUUUUUAAUUGUAAUCUUUGCACUUAUUUUUAAUUGUGCAUUAUAUAUUUAUGUAAUUUUCGUUUUUUUUUUUGCUUGUUUGUGUUUGAUAGUCUUUUAUUAUCAUUAUUUUUCAUCAUUUUCGAAGGUGGAGGGAGCGAUUUUUUUUUCCUUCGCAGAAGCAAAAAUCAUUGAAUGAGUUUUUUUGUGAUUUGUAACUGACAAUUUAGAAUGAAUGUUGAUAGCUGAUUGCUGAUUGAUUUAUGAAUAACAUAAACAAGAAACAAUAUCAAGAUAGAUGCUAUUAUUACUAGAAAUAAUUGACAAUUGUUGUUUGUUCAGUGAUUGUGGAUUGAUGGUUAAUGAGUGACGAUUGACACACACCAAAGAAAUCACAGUCGUGGCAUCUUAACAGAAGAUAUUGUUGAUUCAUGGUUAACGAAAGAUGAUUCACACGUUUGACAGAUACACCAAAACAAACCAAAGUAGGGACAUUUUGAUAGAAGGUAUUGUUUGACUGAUUGCUAAUGAGUGAUGAUUGACACAUACUUGACAGAUUCACUAAAACAAACCCAAAAAUAUUCAAUAGGGACAUUUUAACAAGGUAUUGUUGAUUGAUUAUUAAUGAGUGACGAUUGACACACGACAGCUGCAUCAAAACAAGCCAAAAAGCAUUCAAUAAGGACAUUUUAACAGAAGGUAUUGUUGAUUGAAAUGAUAAUGAAUGCCAGAAAUGAUGGUUGGACUGAUGUAACCCCUGGCAACAGCAAUGGUGUUGGUGUGAGUGGAAAGAGGAUGACCACAGAGGUCACAAAGCCAGAACCCUCGUUAAUGAGGCGGUCAAGCUUUUUUGUCCAGAAUGCAGAGAGAGCGAAAGAAAUAAGCACUAUGCCUUCACUUCUUGGCUUAUUGGCAUCUAAAAGAAUGGCCAAGAAAAUCUCGACCCGUCUGUAUGAAAGACGCCAUGGUCAGAACAUGGUGGGAGUGGCUGCAGCGACGACAACAUCAGGUGUAGCAACCACAGCAGCAGCAGCAGCACCUGGGACCUCACUGGGAAUGGGCGCCAAACAUGAGCCAACUUACAGAAUGGAACCACUGAGACGAUUCCCAAAAGAGACGAGCCCAUUGGCAGUGAUAAAACGCACCCUUGCUGAGAACCUACGCAAUGUGGAGUAUGCGCCGAAAGCGGGAGCCAGACUGGUCAUGUAUCUGAGCGAUGAGAUCAGGGACUAUGUGAAAGCACUGGAGUUUGACCGUUACAAGAUUGUCUGCUAUGUGGUUCUGGGUGAAAAGAAAGACCAGGAUGCAACGGUGAGCAGCCGGUGUUCAUGGGACGACCGGACUGAUGGUUGUGCCUGCUACACAUAUGAAGCAAACAGCUGGUACUGUACGGCCAUUGUGUAUGGUAUCUAUAAGGAAUAGAGCAGGAAGAAAUAUGUAAUAUGAAAUGUAUUCCAGAAGUCUUGAGAGUUUUGCAGGAGAGACAUUACUUUCAAACAAGUACAAAACUCUAAUCUCUUUCGAAGUAGGGUCUCCUGACUGAAUUGCAUUUUUUGUAGCACUCCAGCCACUUUGUAAAAGUCCUCAAAGUGAAGGCGUCUGGGACCCUUGUGACAGCCUCUUUCUUCUUCAAAAUGAUUUCUCCUGAAGUUCUCUUUCAGCUUGUGGAACAACCAAAGAUCACAGGGAACAAGGUCAGGACUUUAGGAAACAUUGAAAGACAAUCUGAUAACACAAAGCAGAGGCUACAAUACAAAGGACAUUCCAGAAGUCUUGAGACUGUUCCAGGAGAGACAUUUAUUGAUAUCAAACAAAUACAAAGACUUUAAUCUCUUUCAAAGUAGGACCCUAAGACUUCAAUGCACUUGUAGCAUUCCAGCCACUUUGUGAAGGAGCCAUGGAAAUCCUCCGAAGUGAAGGUGUCCAUGAUCCUUAUCACAUCCUCCUUUGCAGUCAAAACAACUGCAUCUGAAGUUUUGCAUUAGCUUGAAGAACAGCCAAAAAUUACAGGGAGAAAGGUCUGGACUGUAGCGAGAGUAAGGGGUAGAUUUGAUGCCCAUCUCUAUCAAAUAGUUGGUUACCAGAAUGGAAUGGUGACAAGCAGAGUUUAGCAGGAUUUGUUCAAAGUGGCUAUUACAGCCAUCUGCUUCAAUCUGAAAUAAUAAAAGUUGGCAGGUCAGCUUAUUAGAUGUAAAGUAAUGAUAUGCUAAAACAAUAAUAAUAAUAAUAAUAGUAAUAAUAAUAAUAAUAAUAAUAAUAGUAAUAAUAAUAAUAAUAAUAAUAAUAAUAAUAAUAAUAAUUUUGGACAGUUAUAACUGCUUCUAAAAAAAGCCUCAAAACUUCUCGAAUGCACCUCAUAUUACAUGUUGAUUGAUAUUGUGACUUAGGGAACAUCAUCAUAAACACUAUUACAACAUUAAUAAGCAUAUACACACGUGUGUGCGCGCACACACACACACACACACACACAGCACAAGUACAUAAACACCCUGUACGUCUGGCCAUUAGUCUGUAUACUUUUAUCCUUUCGCUAUAUUGUCAUCUGCUGCUAUUCCAUCUUUAUUGGUAUAUCACCAAAAAAUAUCCACAAAGUGACAUUUUAGGGAAACACAAUCUUACAUAAAGUCAUAUGAUGUUGUAUAUUGUUGUUACAUGUCAAACUGUAUAUUGUAUU